AUGUGCUUCGUCAAAAUCGCUUUCCUGUGGCCGUUGCUGUCAUUAUUUUACCUUGUGGCACGGUCCAGCUCUGCCACGCCUGCACUUCAGGAAGAGGCACUGCAGCAGAUACCGGCGCUGAAUCUGACACAAGUGCAGCUUAUAGCCGGCAACGCCAACCUUAGGUGCAGCCUGAUUCCGGAACUGUGCGACUGGCAACUACAUUUGUACUCGGGCCAUCAUUUUAGUGUUCCGUUAUCCUUCGCGGAGUCAACCGUCAGCACCACCACCCUAUCGCCCAUGGAGGUUGUUGCUGCUUCCACACCCACAGAACAGGUAUUUUCCUUGGCGCCACUGCUUCUGGUGGCCCAAAUUGAACCAAAGCCGCGGCGGGAGAAGCGCGGGAAAAGGAAGCUCAGACGAAGAUCAACUUUCGGCAUCUUAAGUAAAAAGAAAUUUGUUUGGCUUUUCUUUCAAUAA
Messenger RNA from Drosophila persimilis, 459 nucleotides. RefSeq lists its product as uncharacterized. NCBI's taxonomy places the organism in Eukaryota, Metazoa, Arthropoda, Insecta, Diptera, Drosophilidae. The record is from RefSeq and is a predicted model, not a curated record. The transcript has a single exon. The coding region runs from base 1 to 459 and encodes 152 amino acids.